Messenger RNA from Paramuricea clavata, 450 nucleotides. Lineage: Eukaryota; Metazoa; Cnidaria; Anthozoa; Malacalcyonacea; Plexauridae. The record is from the annotation of a GenBank genome assembly.
AUGAAGGAGUUUCUUUGUAGUGACAAGACAUGCAGAAGAGAAUUGCUCAUGAAAGCAUUUGGAUACCAGCAUGUUGCAUCAAAUAGACGCAGUUGUUGUGACAAUUGUGCAAUCGCAUGUGAAUGUGGUGAAGAUGAUUGUAAGUCAAACAUUGGACUAAAUAUUCCAGACUCAAAGACUAUGACUUCAAAUGAAAACACUGGAAAAACAAGACCUGUCAGUCAUGAGCAGAAGAAUCUUUUAAAAGCCAAAUUGAAAGAUUUUAGAAAUCAUCUAAUAAAAGAACAAACGCAACAAUUGAGUAACACAGUGUCAUUACCAACUGUUGUACUUGAAUUUGGGAAUACACAAAUUGUUAGUGUUAUUGAAAACAGUAACAAAAUAUUUACUUUUUGUGAUGUUAAGAAGUAUGUUGAAGUGUGGCAUGAACAACAUGCAGUGGAGUAUUAA